GAUUGACUGAAAAUGAUAAAAUGUCUUGUUUUCUCAUGUAUAUCUAUAAUUGCUCUUCACCUAAAAAUAUAUUUGUUUUAUCCGAUUACUCGAUUAAUCGAUAGAAUUUUCAGUCGAUUACUCGAUUACUAAAAUAUUCGAUAGAUGCAGCCCUAGUGUAACUUAUUAUGUCUGUAGCGUUAAAUACAAUUAGAAAACGAUAUAUGUUUAAAAAAGGCAUGGCCGAUAUUUUUUUGCCGAUUCCGAUACUUUGAAAAUGACGUGAUCGGACCCGAUCGAUCGGGAUGCUGAUCGUUCGGGACAUCUCCAAGAAAUUAUCCAUUUCUUGUAAGACAAUAUUUAUUACAAAUAUAUUAGAGGGACACUUCAGGUCCAUGUGUAUGCAAGCAACAAGACUUUUGUCAGGUACCGUAUAUAACAUUGUCAUUUCUGUCAAAUUUUUUGUGUGGGUAAAAUUGUUGUUUGCCGUAUGGUCUUAACAUCCCCGAGUUGUCUAUAGAAUGAAAACAAUCGCUGUGGUAUUAUAAAAGAGAGACAGUCUGCAUUUUUGUGUGAAUGCUUGCGUGUGUGUAGGCUUUAGAAGUGGUGUUGCAACCGACAUACUCAUUGCAGUCAUGCAUGCUGUUGUUGUCAUUCUUGAGCACCCCCCACUGGUGCUCCUUCUCCUGAACAUGAUCAUAACACAGCACAGUGCGAAUGUGUACGUGUGUGUGCGCGCGCGUGCACGUCGGUCUACAGCGCCCCCCGCUGGGGAACGCACAGUCAGAGUCAGCAGGUGCAGCUGACGCAGAAAGCCUUCGGAGCAGGCAGGGCCAGUUGGGGCGCCGACAGGGAGGACAACCACAGAAACAUUGGACAAAUGAUUGAGUGGACUGCACAGGACUGCGUACAAAUACCUUUGCUUCACUCAUGUAUGUGAGGGAACGUGCGGACAGGCUGUCUCACAUGAAACUAUGGAAUGCUCUCUGCACCCACCAUUAGUCUCCAAUCUUUGGACUCAACUGCAAAAGCUUAGUUAACAGCUGUGCUCAACCCCUCCAGCUCUUUCCGACCAGGGCACGAAGAAAAGGAGCGGGCCUAUCAAGUUCUCCGCAAGACCGUCGCGGCGCUCCUUCACGUUCUACAAUAUUGAAAGAUUCGGUUCCCUCUCGAGCGAGCGCAAAAGCAUAUCAAAAUGGAUCUGGACGGAUAUCUGUGGAUGGUGAUUUUCGGCUUUAUCAUCGCCUUCAUUUUGGCCUUUUCGGUGGGCGCCAACGACGUGGCCAAUUCCUUCGGCACGGCGGUGGGGUCCGGCGUGGUCACGCUCAAGCAGGCCUGCAUCCUGGCUUCCAUUUUUGAGACCUUGGGCUCCAUGCUGCUAGGGGCCAAAGUGGGCGAGACCAUCCGGAAAGGGAUUAUAGACGUCAACCUCUAUAAUGACACGGUGCCCGUGCUCAUGGCGGGCGAGGUCAGCGCCAUGAUUGGUUCGGCCGUGUGGCAGCUCAUCGCCUCUUUCCUCAAACUGCCCAUCUCCGGAACCCACUGCAUUGUGGGCGCCACCAUCGGCUUCUCCAUGGUCGCCAUAGGCACCAAGGGUGUCCAGUGGAUGCAGCUGGUUAAGAUCGUGUCGUCGUGGUUCAUCUCCCCUUUGCUGUCUGGACUUAUGUCUGGAGUCCUGUUCCUUCUCAUCAGGAAUACCAUUCUCAACAAGGAAGAUCCCGUCCCCAACGGCCUGCGAGCGCUGCCCCUCUUCUACGCCACCACUAUCGGAAUCAACACUUUCUCCAUCAUGUACACCGGAGCGCCAUUGCUGGGGAUAGAAAUGCUGCCGGUGUGGGCCAUCUUUCUUAUUACAUUAGCCGGAUCGCUGGUGUGCGCCGCUCUCGUCUGGAUAUUCGUGUGUCCCUGGAUGAAGAGGAAAAUAGCAAGUCGUCUGAAGAAGGAGCAGGCUUUAUCCAGAAUCUCUGACGAGAGCCUGGACAAGAUCCCUGAGGAGGAAGAGGAGGGUCCCGUCUUUAAAGAGCUGCCUGGGGCCAAGGGCACAGAUGAGGCUGUGGUGCCGCUGACAGGGGGCAGCAGCGAGCGGAAUGCGCGAACUUCUAACAGCGAACUCACAAACCUAACCAACGGAGGCACCGUCAUGCCAAACGGACGCGUUUACGGUCGCACCCACUCAAUGACCAACGGCUGCCUGAAGUCUCCGGUCUCUAACGGCAGCUUUAACUUCGACGGUCACAUGCGUAGCGACGGCCAGGUGUACCACACGGUCCACAAGGACUCGGGCCUGUAUAAAGACCUGCUGCAUAAAAUCCACCUGGGCCGGAUGGACGACAACGAGCGUCCGUCCGGCGGAACCGGCCAGCCCGACAACAACUACCGCCUUCUGCGUCGCAACAACAGCUACACCUGCUACACGGCGGCCAUCUGCGGGAUGCCCGUGCAGCCGCUCAUGCGCACGGAAUCGCGAGACGACAGCGAGAAGCUGGUCGGGGAGGGCGGCGGCGGCGGCCGCAGCAACAGCGUGUCCUACUCCAAGAAGCGCGUGCGCUACGACAGCUACUCGUCGUACUGCAACGCCGUGGCCGAGGCGGAGAUAGAGGCGGAGGAGGGCGGGGUGGAGAUGAAGCUGGCCACCGAGCUGGAAGGGGUGGAGGAAGAAGGGGGAUCCGCGCCGAUGCCUCUGGACGACCUGGCCGAGGAGGAACACGAAGAGAAGGACAAGUCCGAGGUCUUUCUGCUCUUCCACUUCCUGCAGAUUCUCACCGCCUGUUUCGGCUCCUUCGCCCACGGAGGCAACGACGUCAGUAACGCCAUCGGACCAUUGGUCGCGCUAUGGAUGAUAUACGACCAGGGCGGUGUCAUGCAGGAUGCCCCGACUCCCAUCUGGCUGCUUUUUUACGGCGGUUUGGGCAUCUGCGCCGGCCUGUGGGUGUGGGGUCGCCGAGUCAUCCAGACCAUGGGGAAAGACUUGACUCCCAUCACGCCAUCAAGUGGAUUCACUAUUGAACUGGCGUCCGCACUCACAGUCGUGUUGGCUUCCAAUAUCGGAAUCCCUGUCAGUACCACACACUGCAAGGUGGGCUCGGUGGUAGCCGUGGGCUGGAUCCGCUCCAGGAAGGCGGUGGACUGGCGCCUCUUCCGGAACAUCUUCCUGGCGUGGUUCGUCACCGUACCCGUGGCCGGCCUGUUCAGCGCCGCCGUCAUGGCCGUUUUCGUCUUCGGCAUCUUGCCCUACGUGUGAGCGCGUUAGCAAAGGAAAGCCAGAGAGUUGUUUGCUUGGUGGAGGUAAAAGAAGGAAACCAUGGGUCAAAACGCUGCGAGAAGGGUUGGUUCACAUCAUUCAAUCUAAUGUACAAAGGAUACAACAUGUGGCUAAAGCAGU
Messenger RNA from Corythoichthys intestinalis (scribbled pipefish), 3361 nucleotides. It is a transcript of the gene slc20a2, whose product is annotated as solute carrier family 20 member 2. NCBI's taxonomy places the organism in Eukaryota, Metazoa, Chordata, Actinopteri, Syngnathiformes, Syngnathidae. Gene Ontology annotation, cellular component: membrane. The transcript is spliced from 11 exons. Gene Ontology annotation, biological process: phosphate ion transmembrane transport. Bases 1175 to 3220 code for a protein of 681 amino acids. The record is from RefSeq and is a predicted model, not a curated record. Gene Ontology annotation, molecular function: phosphate transmembrane transporter activity.